UGAAUGAAUAAGAGGCAUACUUGAAGACGAUGAUGAAGCGAAGGUUGUAUAAUAAUAUACGUUUAUAACAUCAGGAAGGGCUUUCCCUCGGUGUUGAUCAACUACAUAGAAGUACAUAGAUGAGAUGAGAUGAGAUGAGAUCUGGGAAUCGGUUGAAAUCGGGUUUAGCUUGGAUCUGGAAAUCUGGCAAUUAAGAAUGGGAGUUGCAGUACCAUCAUCACCCUCACCAUCUCCAUCCGCAGCAGCCGAUCAACAACGUCGGAAUGGCGGUGUCGGUGUCGGAGGAUACAGAGAGAAAGACGCGGAGUCUCUGUUCCGGACAAAGCCGAUAUCCGAGAUCCGAAAUGUGGAGUCGAGCACCAGGAAGCAGAUCCAGGACAAGAGCGAGGAGCUCCGGCAAUUGGUCGGAAAUCGCUACAGAGAUCUCAUCGACUCCGCCGACUCCAUCGUUCUCAUGAAGUCCUCUUGCGAGUCCAUCUCCGCCAAUAUCUCCGCCAUUCACGACGGUAUUCUCCUUUCCCUCUCCUCCGAAUCCACCCCCAAAUUGCUGGCCGCCACGAGCCCUAACCCUGCCCGAGCCAGGAUUUACGGGAUCGCCUCCCGGGUCAAGUACCUGGUCGACACCCCUGAGAACAUUUGGGGCUGUCUCGACGAGUUCAUGUUCCUCGAGGCAGCCGCUAGAUACACCCGUGCCAAGCAGGUUCACCACUGCCUUAUUGACAUUAACAACGACAACACCAUAUUGUCCAAUUUCCCUUUGCUUCAGCAUCAGUGGCAGAUUGUCGAGAGCUUCAAGCUCCAGAUCUCCCAGAGGAGCCGCGAGAGGUUGCUGGAUCACGCCCUUGGCCUCAGCAUUGUCGCCUAUGCCGAUGCUCUUGCUGCUGUUGCCAUCGUAGACGAGCUUCAGCCCAAACAAGUUUUGUCCUUGUUCCUUGACUCCAGAAAGUCGUGCAUUUCUCAGAAAUUACUCAAUUGUUCCACGGCCAAUACUAGUACUAGCUCUGAUGUCAUCUCUGCAUUUUGUCAAGUAUUGAAGAUAAUUCAGGUUAGCUUAGGCCAAAUAGGGGAGUUGUUCUUACAAGUUUUGAGUGAUAUGCCAUUGUUUUAUAAAGUCAUAUUGGGUUCCCCUCCUGCUUCUCAACUGUUUGGCAGUAUACCCAAUCCCGAUGAGGAAGUCAGGUUGUGGAAACUGUUCAGGGAUAAGUUGGAGUCCGUAAUGGUAACGCUUGAACGGGACUUCAUUGCUAAAACCUGCUCUGAUUGGUUGAAGAGUUGUGGCAAAGAGAUUGUUAACAAGAUUAAUGGGAGGUAUUUGAUUGAUUCCAUUGGCAGUGGUCGGGAGCUUGCUUCAGCUGAGAAAUUGAUAAGGGAGACAAUGGACAGUAAGCAAGUGUUGGAGGCUAGUUUGCCGUGGCUAAAAAAUGUCUUUGGUUCUGAAAUUGAAUUGCCAUGGAACAGGAUUCGUGAGCUUGUUAUGGAAGAUGAUGCUGAUCUCUGGGAUGAGAUAUUUGAAGAUGCUUUCGUCCGGAGAAUGAAAGCUAUCAUAGACUUGGGAUAUGAGGACCUGACCAGAAAUGUUAAUGUCACUGAAUCAAUUCAUGCCAUUGCUGAGGCUCCUGGCCAUCGGGUUGAUUUCCAGGCAUACUUGAACAGAUCUUAUUUGGGUGGUGGGGUUUGGUUCAUGGAACAAAAUAGUAAGAAGGCUGGUCCUCUUGCUGGUUCCAGAGCACUGCCUGAGGAGAAUGAUUUAUUUAGCUGUCUCAAUGCCUACUUUGGAGCUCAAGUCAGCCAGAUUAGGGAUGCAGUUGACAGUUGCUGCGAGAGUGUUCUUGAGGAUCUCUUGAGAUUCCUAGAGUCUCCAAAGGCAUCUUUAAGGUUAAAGGAUCUAGCGCCAUAUCUACAAAACAAGUGUUAUCAGAGCAUUUCGGUCAUAUUGAUGGAACUCAAGAAUGAGCUUGAACACUUGUCUGCUGCCCUAGAAAAAGGCAACUCGGAAGGUCAGUCUGUGCCAUCACCAGCUACAAUUGUUGAGAGAUCGCUAUUCAUUGGGCGAGUCUUGUUUUCAUUUCAGAAACACUCAAGACACAUACCAGUGAUACUUGGUUCACCGAGGUUUUGGGUGAGUGAAACUACAGAUGCUGUUUCUGGUAGGUCAGCAUCCUUGUUGAGGCAUUCUAGCAUCACCAUUGAUUCUCCCAUGUCUGAUAGCCCGGGAAAGAAAAGGUUUGAUUUCUCUAAAAGGAAAACCUCGCUACCUACUUCAGCUUUGUUUGGAGUGGAUGAUAAUUCAAGCCCGCAACUUGAGGAACUUACUGACAUGAUACAAGAUCUUAGCAAUAGAGCUUACAACUUGUGGAUAUCAUGGGUUUCUGAUGAGCUUUCAGCAAUUCUCUCCCGUGAUCUAAGACAAGAUGAUGGACUAUCAACUACAAGUCCCUUGAGAGGCUGGGAGGACACUGUAGUCAAGCAAGAGCAAUCUGAUGAGAGCCAAUCAGAGAUGAAAAUAUCACUCCCUGCCAUUCCUUCACUCUAUAUUACCUCAUUUCUAUUCCGUGCAUGUGAGGAAAUUCAUCGAGUUGGGGGUCAUGUUCUUGAUAAGCCAAUUCUGCAAAAGUUUGCAUUGAGAUUGCUGGAAAAGGUUAUUGGUAUAUAUGCGGACUUCCUUUCAACUGCAGAGGCCCGUGAUUCUCAAUUGUCAGAUAAAGGUGUUUUGCAAGUUCUAUUAGACUUCAGAUUUGUGGCUGACGUUCUUUCGGGGGGUGAUUCCAAUACAAUUGAGGAGCUAUCAAAAAAUGUAAAGUCAAAAUUUUCUCUCAGAAGGAAGCAGGAUGUAAACCAGACCAAGUCAGUCAUUAGAGAGCAGGUUGAUAGCUUGGUAAAUCGCCUUUCCCAGAGGCUGGAUCCCAUCGACUGGCUCACGUAUGAGCCAUACCUCUGGGAGAAUGAGAGGCAGUCGUACCUGCGGCAUGCUGUCCUCUACGGGUUCUUUGUUCAACUUAAUCGGAUGUAUACUGAUACUGUGCAGAAGUUACCCACUAACUCCGAAUCAAACAUUCUGAGAUGUUCUACUGUUCCUCGGUUUAAAUACCUUCCUAUCAGUGCUCCUGCAUUGUCUUCAAGGGGGACAACUACAGCAUCUAUUUCAACUUCUAGGGAUGAUGUUUCUUCAAGAAGCUCCUGGAAAAGUUAUACAAAUGAAGAACUCUCUCGAAAUAUUGAUAUUGAUGACGACUCAAGUUUUGGGGUGGCUGCUCCUUUCUUAAAGUCUUUCAUGCAGGUGGGUAGCAGAUUUGGAGAGAGCACACUAAAGCUGGGAUCCAUGCUAACAGAUGGGCAAGUUGGGAGGUUCAAAGACAAGUCAGCGGCUGCCAUGUCGACAUUCGGUGACAUUCUACCUGUCCAAGCUGCAGGUCUCCUUUCGUCCUUCACAGCUUCCAGAUCAGAUUCUUGAUUACCCGUCCACUGACUCCUGCAUUCAGUUUUGUCGUCAAAGAGAGAUGCAUCUUUGUAGUUAAGUGAAAUGAAGCUAGGAGAAAUUCCUACAAAUCUGGAGACGCUGUUGACUGGAUCACACACACUGUUUAAAGCAAGGGGACAAGAUAUAUUUGUUUUUUAUACAAUAGGGGAGAAUUUGGAGCAGUCGAAAGUACUUUGGGGGUUGAUGAUGUCUGCAAAUAGAUUAAUUUCAGUUGUAGGAUAUAUAUUAUUUUGUUUUUCAAAAUUUGCUGUAAAAUUAAAGAAUGGAAGAAGAUUGAAGGGAAUUAAUUCAUGGAGACAUAAAGUAAGAAGAUAUUGUGUUUGCCGGUCUAUAUUUUAUGGGGACGGCUAAUUCAAAUAUAUAGGACCAGAUGAAUUUUUCUGGCUGUGACGGAUUUAAA
Messenger RNA from Camellia sinensis, 3878 nucleotides. Its product is annotated as Vps51/Vps67 family (components of vesicular transport) protein. NCBI's taxonomy places the organism in Eukaryota, Viridiplantae, Streptophyta, Magnoliopsida, Ericales, Theaceae. Gene Ontology annotation, biological process: intra-Golgi vesicle-mediated transport. Gene Ontology annotation, cellular component: Golgi apparatus; COG complex. The record is from RefSeq and is a predicted model, not a curated record.